Messenger RNA from Suillus subalutaceus, 219 nucleotides. RefSeq names its product P-loop containing nucleoside triphosphate hydrolase protein. Gene Ontology annotation, cellular component: membrane; fungal-type vacuole. NCBI's taxonomy places the organism in Eukaryota, Fungi, Basidiomycota, Agaricomycetes, Boletales, Suillaceae. The record is from RefSeq and is a predicted model, not a curated record. The transcript has a single exon. Gene Ontology annotation, biological process: transmembrane transport. Gene Ontology annotation, molecular function: ATP binding; ABC-type peptide transporter activity; ATP hydrolysis activity. The annotation marks the transcript as partial.
GCUGUCACUGACGUGGAGUCCAAGAUGACUAUCACACUCGAUACCCAGGUGUCCGCAGGCGGUACAAAGUUCUCGCAGGGUCAAAGGCAGCUCAUCGCGAUGGCGCGCAUGCUGAUUAGGCGGAGCUCGAUUAUUGUGCUUGAUGAGGCAACAAGCAGCAUUGACUUUGAUACCGACGCUAAAAUUCAGGCAACGAUUAGGGAGGAGUUCACGGAUUCG